AUGGCUGAGAGAUCCGAAAAGGCUGCGGUUAACACAAACGUUGAUCCUUUGCCAGCACUGCAAGCGCAUCUCGAUGUACCACCUCCCCCACACCCUCAAAGGGACAAUAAGCAGAAAGUUUCUGCAGACAAACCAGAAACUAUUGAUUCGAGCAGACGAGAUAGAACAACACUUCCGCCUCCAAAGCCUGGUGGAACACGAACAACUACUCCUCUUCCAACGACAACUAGCAAACCAGAACUUCCGACAUGCAAAAAGGAGCGCAUUUGUGACAGCAAGAGAAAUAGUGAGGAAUUCAGGGAGCUGGUCGUCGCUCUUCAUAAGGAACUCAGAAGAGAACUUGACGUCUAUACAUGGCAUUACUCUGAUGAAGGAUUGAAGGAGCUGGACUUAACAUAUAACUGUACACUGGAGAAGUCGGCCUAUCAACGGAUACAUGAGUGUAAAAAAGCACUCUAUAGCAGUAAAACCCAUAACAGUGCCGUGAUAAGAAGACAUCUUGGUCAAGAAAAAGUCUUAGCAUUUCUGAAGGCGUUUUCCUACUGGCGAAAUGGCAAAGAGAAAGGGACUAAUGAAGACUUCAAGCCGCAUACCGAAUAUGACAAGGUGGAAGGAAAGUAA
Cylicocyclus nassatus is the source of this 621-nucleotide messenger RNA. Lineage: Eukaryota; Metazoa; Nematoda; Chromadorea; Rhabditida; Strongylidae. The record is from the annotation of a GenBank genome assembly.